UCAGGAAGAAUAAUUAAAGAGGCACAAAGGAGAUUAAGCAGAAAAUAUUAUUCUCGCCAAGUAGCAAAUAAUUUAGUAAAAAAACACGAUAGCAUAGCCGUAGAAGAUUUAAAUGUAAAAAGUAUGCUGAAAAAGAAGUUAGGCGAUGGUAAAAGAAGCUUACGACGGAGUUUAUUAGAAGUUAAAUUUGGAAUUCUAUUGAAAGUUAUUGCCGAGGCAGCUGAAAUUGCUACUCGGCAAUUUGUUCCAGUAGAAUCCAAGAAUACUUCCCAAAUAUGCUCUGAUUGCGGGGAAUUGUUAAAAGAUAAAUUGGAACUUAAUCAGAGAACUUUUGA
Messenger RNA from Racocetra persica, 335 nucleotides. The record is from the annotation of a GenBank genome assembly. NCBI's taxonomy places the organism in Eukaryota, Fungi, Glomeromycota, Glomeromycetes, Diversisporales, Gigasporaceae.